AUGGCAGCUCCCUGGGCCGUACCAGGAAGUCGUGGUUUGUGCAGAACUUUGGUGAAUCGUGAUUUCAAGCGUGCUCGACGAUUGCUGGAAAUUUCGCCUACUCUUAUCAAUAUUCGCCAUCCUCUUGGUUGGGCGCCUCUACAUGCUGCCAUUCUAUGCGGGGACCCUUCCCUUGUGAAGUUUGUUUUGGAUCUGCCAAUACUUGACAUCACGAUCAAAGACUGUUCCACAUUCAAUGCCACAUCCCUGGCUACCGAUAUUCUCUGUCGACAACAGGAGCUUUGCUCGAACAUCUGCGCAACGGAAAACACCUCCGGCGCUACUGCAUUGCAUUUUGCUUGCAUGCGAGGCGACGUGGAGAUCCUAAACCUCCUCUUGAAGACGCCUGUCGCGUAUGAUGUGCGGGACGACUCACAAAGACUGCCACACGAAUACUUUGACCUCGACCGGGUGGAUUUAGAGGCUUUCGAAGCGUACCGUAGUGCAUCGAAGGCGUGGUGCAAGCGCUGGCGCUCAAUUGCAACAAAAGAUAUCACGACGCUCUGCGGCGCCAUACGCGAUGGAGACGACGAGUACUGCAAAGAGAUCCUCGAGUCGAAGCCAGAAUUAGCGCGCGAUAAGCAUCCAUCGAUCCUCGAGGCGCUGCAAGUCGCAGUUGCGGACCGAAAACCUGCUGAUAUUAACAUUCUCCUGCCAUCGAGCAGCACGUCGGGUAACUUGGACUCAGGGUGGCCACAGAUUGAGAAGCGCGUGUCGACACCACUGCACUAUUCUUGCCUAGUGGGUAACAUGAGGAUUGCGGAGAUUCUGCUGAGGAACGGGGCGGAGUGGACGAUAUCCGACAGCAACGACUUGCUCCCCGAGGACUAUGCCGCCCUCAAUGGCGAUAGUCAGAUGCAGGAGUUCAAGCGUUUGUGUGAGAAAGAAGCAGCGAUACGUGCAGAAGAGGAAGAGUUGAGAUUGGCCGCCAGGGUUGCGGAGGAGUUGAAGUUGAAACGCGAGCAGGAGAAACAGGAAUUGGAGCGGCUUCAGAAGCGUGAACUCGAAGCGCAGAAAGAGGCAGAGGAGAAGAAACUUCGUGAAGAGGAAGAGUUGCGCAAGAGACAGGCUGAGGUCGAGAAAGAGGCGAAGAAAAAGAAACUUCGAGAAGAAGAGGAGUCACGCGAGAGGGAGGCUGAGAUCAGGAAAGAGGCGGAAAGGCAGAAGAAACGUCAAGAGGAAGAAAAGUCGCGCAAGAGACGCAUCGAGGAAGAGAAAGAGCUAGAGAGAAAGAGAAAACUUCAACAAGAAGAAGAGUUACGCAAGAGGCACCUCCAGAUUGAGAGAAUCAUUGGCAACAAGAUCAUUGGACAGAGGGGUCCAAUUCGCUCUGUCGCAUCAGCCAUCCGCCUCCGCGAGAAUGGCUGGGUCGAUCCUGACCGUCCCCUCGUCAUGCUCUUCCUCGGAAGCUCUGGCAUAGGGAAAACGGAACUUGCGAAGCAAGUUGCGCAUUACCUUCAUGGCGACAAGAUUAAAGACAAGAUUAAAGACAAGUCCUCCUGUGGUCAGUCGCUCACAGAGAUCGAACAAUCUGGGGCGUUCGUGCGGAUUGACAUGUCUGAGUAUCAGCAUGAUUAUACGGUGUCAAAUCUGACAGGUUCGCCCAAAGGAUAUGUGGGUUAUGAGGAAGGCGGCGUCUUGACAAAUAAAUUGAAGCAAAAUCCAGACGCUAUUGUCCUUUUGGAUGAGAUCGAGAAAGCCCACCCUGAUGUCCUGACCGUUUUCCUUCAGGUCUUCGAUGAUGGAAGAAUAACGGAUCCCAAGCUUGGUACUAUCUGCUGCAAAGGCGCAGUGUUCAUCAUGACGUCCAACCUGGGGUCAGAGGAGAUCAGGGCUGAGUCCCCAAAGCUCCACAAGCUUGUCGCCAAAACCGAAGGUCGGCACCAACAGUACCUCAAGGGCAUCGGACAAUUCAACAAGCGGCUUUACCCCAUCCUGAAGGGCGCGCUCAAGAGGGACGAGUUUCUUGGACGAAUCAACCAGACCGUGGUCUUCCUACCUCUCAGCGACCAAGAGAUAGGUCAAAUCGUCGAGAUCGAGUUGAAGAAAUGGAAAAAGCGUGCUGAAGAGCACCAUGCGAUUCGAAUGUCUUGGUCACGCAAAGUCGUUGACAGGCUGAUUCAGGGCUAUGACGUGAAUUAUGGGGCACGGUCCGUCAUAAAUGAAGUCCAGACGCUUGCCGUACAAGUACUCGCUGAGUCCCAGAUCCGGGGGGAUAUUCGAAAGAAUUGGCUUGUCCACCUAUUUAUCAAUGACGCUAGCAGUAUCGACAUGGCAAAGGAGGAUCCGAUCGGCCGAAUUCCGCAAAGAGGAUGUCAUUAUGUCUUCUAA
Cyclocybe aegerita is the source of this 2370-nucleotide messenger RNA. Lineage: Eukaryota; Fungi; Basidiomycota; Agaricomycetes; Agaricales; Hemipholiotaceae. The record is from the annotation of a GenBank genome assembly.